Molecule: messenger RNA, 1514 nt
Organism: Calliphora vicina (urban bluebottle blowfly)
Lineage: Eukaryota; Metazoa; Arthropoda; Insecta; Diptera; Calliphoridae
Product: antitrypsin-like
Exons: 4
Coding region: 109-1338 (409 amino acids)
Molecular function (GO): serine-type endopeptidase inhibitor activity
Source: RefSeq, a predicted model, not a curated record
UUAAAUUGUGGUCUGUGUGUGUUUUGAUUAAAAAAAAGUGAUAAAUUUAAAUUUCAAAAGAUUUUAUAUCAGAUUAAAUAAAUUUGAUUAAAUAAAUAUUAAAGAAAAAUGUUAUUGAAAGUCAAAAUUUCACGAAUACUUUGCAUUUUUGCUAUUCUCCUUCUUAUCUCACCUUCUCCCACACUCUCUGUCCGACAGCCCAAAACCUCAAAUAACAUGGCCGACACGCACUUCAACAAAGGUUUGGAGACAUUUGGAGUUCGCCUAUUCUCGGAAUUGGUGAAGACCAAUCGUCAGAAAAAUAUUGUCUUUUCGCCCUUCUCCAUACAAACAUGCAUUGCCAUGGCACGUAUGGGAGCCGAGGGUAAGACAGCUCUCGAAAUGGAUGAGGGCUUGGCAUUAGCUGCCCAAAAUCCCGAAGACAUGGCAAAUAAUUAUCACGCAAUAUUGGCCAUAUACGAAAAUAGUCCCAUUCUUAAAAUAGCCAACAAGAUUUAUGUCAUGCAAAACUAUGAAGUGCAGGAGAAAUUCAAUGAAUUGUUAACCAAGCAAUUCUUUUCAUCGGCUGAGUCUCUUAACUUUGCUAAUAGCGAUUCAGCUGCCAAGACCAUAAACACUUGGGUUGAAGGUAAAACCAAUAAUUUGAUUAAGGAUCUCGUUUCUCCUCAAGUAUUAAAUGCCGACACCCGUUUGGUCUUGGUUAAUGCUAUACACUUUAAGGGUGAAUGGGUGCAUCAAUUCCCCGAAAAGGAUACCAGAGAAAUGGAUUUCUAUUUGGAUGAGACCAACACCGUUAAAGUGCAAAUGAUGCAUAUAAAUAAACGUUUCCGUUAUGGAGAGUUACCAGCAUUAGAUGCAACUGCCUUGGAAAUGCCCUACAAAGAUUCGGAUCUUUCCAUGCUGAUCAUUUUACCCAAUUCGCGUACCGGUUUGGCGGAUUUGGAGGAGAAAUUAAAAAAUGUUUCUCUGCCCGAUUUAACCCAACAUAUGUAUUCGACAAAGGUUAUUGUGGAUAUGCCCAAAUUCAAGGCUGAAUUUGAAGUUGAAUUGGCAGAGCCCUUGAAAAAGUUGGGCAUGAGCCGCAUGUUUUCAAGUGAUGCUGAGUUUGGCAAAAUGUUAAAAUCCAACGAACCCUUGCAAGUUUCCAAGGUUAUUCAUAAGGCUUUCAUUGAGGUCAAUGAAAAGGGCACUGAAGCUGCUGCUGCUACCGGCAUGACCAUGCAGUUGUACUCGAUUCCUCAACCACCCAAAAAUUUUAAUAUCAAUAGGCCAUUUUAUUGGACCUUGAUGAAUGCAAAUAAAGUGGCAAUAUUUAAAGGAAAUGUAAAACUAUUUUAAAGUAAAUCUUUUAAAAUUAUAUUAAUGAUGUAAUCGACAGUUUAAUGUCUUCCACUUUUCUUAAUACGAAAUUGGAUUUUGUACGAAUUUUUUUUAGAAAUUUUAUCUUAAAGUAAACUUUGGUGAAGGGUAUAUAUGAUUAAGACAAUUAAAAAAAAUUUAAAAAAUGGAAAAGU